Molecule: messenger RNA, 1740 nt
Organism: Myxocyprinus asiaticus (Chinese sucker)
Lineage: Eukaryota; Metazoa; Chordata; Actinopteri; Cypriniformes; Catostomidae
Product: TBC1 domain family member 19-like
Exons: 21
Coding region: 16-1656 (546 amino acids)
Source: RefSeq, a predicted model, not a curated record
GCCUCAUCCUCUUUGAUGCUGCGCCAACAGACGAUCACAACAAUCUCUGGGAUUAAUGAGCAUUCAAGUGAAAUAAUGAUGGACGAGAGCACAGAACUGUCUCUCACUAUCGCUCAAAUAGUACAGCGGCUCAAAGGGACUCAUUUACACUCUCAGCUGGAGAAACAGGCCAAAGAAUGUUUGCACAAUCCGGAGAUUAAACUAGAAUCACUUAAAGACGAUGUGCGGAGAUUGUUAAAGGCGUCAGGUUGGGAGAGAAAAUUACAAAAUGCAGUUUACAGGGAACUGCACAUUCUGCCUCCUCCUGGGCAUCCCAGAGCACCUCCAGAACACACCAAAGAGCCGCUGGCAUAUAUGCGCAAAGCCCAGGCGAGCUGGGAGAAGAGGAUCUUGAAAAGUUUGAACAGUAUGUGUACCGAGUUGGGAAUCCCACUGGCCAGGAAGAGACCGGUCCCAGAGCAGAAAGAGAUGACAAAUAAAUGGAAUGAGAUGGGAACUGAUGAUCCAGACCUAAGCAAAUUCAGACCUGUGUAUGCACCCAAAGACUUCCUUGAGGUGUUGAUUGGUUUAAGGAACCCUAAUAAUGAGCGUAGUGAAGAACUCACAGUCAGAAGCCAAUGGGGAUUAAUCCAAGUUUCCCUCAAUGUCCGUGACAUUCCUCAAACGAGGGAGACGUAUCCAGAACUGGGUCUUACUUAUGGGCAGCUUGGUAUAGAUGAUCACACACGUGUUCCUCCAGAUUUGUUUGAGAGUGAGCACAUUCACAUUGGAAAAAAAGUGGUGAGUGAGCAGGACAGCGCUGCAGCACAGCAGUACAGUAGACAGGGCUGCCCCACAGGUCUCAGAGCCCAGUUAUGGACUCUCAUCUUGAACUCCACUGACGAUCCUGAGGAAAUAACACAUUACGAACAGCUAAAGGCUAGAGUGAUACACAAUGCCCUACUGGUGGACAACCUAAUAUAUAAGGAUGUGAAGCUCACGGCAAGUAAUGACGAUUAUUACUUUGUAUUUGAGGACUAUUUAUAUCAGGUUUUGCUAUGUUUCUCUCGAGACACUGCAGUCCUGGAGCAUUUCAACUACAACAGUGCUAUGCCACCUAAAUCUUGCAUCCAAAGCAAAUCUGGUUCAGAGCAUUUUGCUGUGGUUUACCCCCCAAAUGGUGUCAUCCCAUUUCAUGGCUUCUCAAUGUAUGUGGCCCCUCUGUGUUUUUUAUAUAAUGAGCCGUCUAAGUUGUACAGCGUGUUCAGGGAGAUGUAUAUCCGCUACUUCUUCAGACUGCACUCUAUCUCCUCACAUCCAUCUGGUGUAGUGUCACUGUGCUUGCAGUUUGAGAGAUUACUGCAGACCCACCUUCCUCAGCUUUUCUACCAUCUACGGGAGAUAGGAGCCCAACCAUUGCGAAUUGCCUUUAAGUGGAUUGUCCGAGCCUUCUCUGGAUACCUGUCCACUGAUCAGCUGUUGUUGUUGUGGGACCGUAUCCUAGGAUAUGAUUCCUUAGAGAUAGUGGCAGUCCUGGCUGCUGCAGUCUUUGCCUUCCGAGCCGAAAACCUAAUGGAAGUGACAUCAUUGGCAUCGGCAGAGGCUGUUCUUGCUGACCUCUCAACCCUGAAGGUAAUGCCCCUGCUGCAGAUCUUCCUUUUCGCCACUGCUGUCUGAGGAGCCUGACUUUUAUGUUUGUGUGUUGGUGGCUGGGUGCACCAGUCCAAAAGACACCUUUAAAUAAAGAAAUGGACUUUUGUA